Molecule: messenger RNA, 999 nt
Organism: Papaver somniferum (opium poppy)
Lineage: Eukaryota; Viridiplantae; Streptophyta; Magnoliopsida; Ranunculales; Papaveraceae
Exons: 2
Coding region: 1-999 (332 amino acids)
Molecular function (GO): zinc ion binding
Source: RefSeq, a predicted model, not a curated record
AUGGCUGCAACAUGUGUCAAUGGAAAUGAUGGUUUUUACCCAUAUGCCUUUGCUAUAGUUUUAUCUGAAAACAAAGACAAUUGGUUUUGGUUUUUGGAUAAUCUUCAACAAGUGGUCUAUGAUCGUCCGAUUGUUUUCCUUAGUGAUCGUCACAAAGGACUUUUGCAGGGCAUUCCAAGAGCAUUUCCUGGUUCAUAUCAUAACUAUUGCUUUUACCACAUCAAGUGCAAUCUCCCCAUUGGAAAAGGUGAUGCGAAUUACAAUGUCGUUAUUGAUUUGUUUUACAAAGCUGCUUACUCUUACACAGCAGCGAACUUUGAAGAAGCUUUGCGUGGCAUGCAUGCAAUUGGUUGUGGACAUGUUGCUAAUUAUCUCAGGAACAUUCCAAAGGAGAAAUGGGAAAAUGCAUUUUUCCCUGUAUGCAGAUAUGCUGCUCACUCUUCAACUAUUUCCGAGUCAUUCAAUAACUGGAUUCUUGAGUUCAAAAAGUUGCCUUCUUUUGCUCUUCUUGAUGCGAUAUGGCUCACUCCCGUAUACGAGGAUAUACUAAACGAGAACAUCAACAUUGGUCGUACUUGGACUAUUGUUGAGUCUAUGGAAAGACUGUAUGAAGUCAGGUCUCCCCGCACUCAUUCUGUAGAUCUGUUAGAGAUAACUUGUACGUGUCACGGGUGGAAAGUAAAUGGUUUUCCCUGUGCACAUGCUUGUGCUUCCAUUCAAUCUACGAGGGAGGACAUAUAUUCAUUUGUUGAGCCAUACUUCACCACUGAAUGGUACAACAGGACAUACCAAGAUAUCAUCUUUCCAAUCCCCAAUUAUGACAAGCCACAGUCUUAUGAUCCUAAUGAUAGGAUUAUUGUUCCUAUUCCUGUGCCUCCACCUGGUAGACGAAGAGAACAGCGUUUCAAGAAGGCUUGGGAGAAGCAAAAGAGGCCUAUGAUGUGCACAAAGUGCUUCACUCUUGGUCACCAUAACAGAGCUACCUGCCCCAUGCCUUGA